UUGUAGAGGCUGCUCUACAUCGACGCUCAGUGGCCGACGCACUUGUCAUUCAAUACUAGCUUGCGUGGAAUUGCUGUCGUUCAGCGAAAACACGCCAAAAUGGCUGGCUUGCUCUCUCUCUCAAAGACCAUGCAAGCAGCGCGGUGUCCCACAGAUGAACUGUCGCUGACGAACUGCGUGGUAACCAAUGAGAAGGACUUCAAAUCAGGACAGCAUGUAACGGUCAGGACCACCCCCACACAUGCGUAUGUGUUCACGGUGAAGACCCAUAACAGCGUGGUGCCCAGCACCAUCGCCUUCAGUCUGCCUCAGAGGAAAUGGGCCGGUCUCUCUCUCAAUCAAGAUGUUGAAGUGAGCAACUACACCUUUGACACAUCCAGGCAGUAUGUGGGAACCAUGUCUCUGGAAAUCGACUUUCUACAAAAGAAGAGUGCAGACAGCAACCCUUAUGACACCGACAAGAUGGCCAUCGAGUUCAUCCAGCAUUUCAACGCACAGGCCUUUUGCUUGGGCCAGCAGUUUGUGUUCAGCUUCUCUGACAAGGUCUUCCUGUUGGUGAUCAGAGACAUCGAGGCGAUGGAUCCGAGCAUUCUGAAGGGGGAGCAGGGUUCCAGCAAGAAGAACAAGAUUAACGUUGGCUUGUUGCAUGGCAACAGUCAAAUGAUUUUCGAGAAGGCAGAGAGCUCUUCCAUCAGUCUGGUUGGUAAAGCGAAGACCAGAGGUGCACGCCAGUCUAUCAUUAACCCUGACUGGAACUUCGAGCGCAUGGGAAUCGGAGGCCUGGACAAGGAGUUCUCCGACAUCUUCCGCCGAGCCUUCGCCUCUCGAGUCUUCCCUCCGGAUAUAGUGGAGCAGAUGGGCUGUAAGCACGUUAAAGGCAUCCUGCUCUUCGGACCCCCGGGCUGCGGUAAGACGCUUAUGGCCCGUCAGAUCGGGAAGAUGCUGAAUGCCAGGGAGCCCAAGGUGGUGAACGGGCCUGAAAUUCUCAACAAAUAUGUGGGGGAGUCGGAGGCCAACAUCAGGAAACUGUUCGCCGAUGCAGAGGAGGAACAGAAGAGACUGGGAGCCAACAGUGGCCUGCACAUCAUCAUCUUCGACGAGAUCGAUGCCAUCUGUAAGCAGAGAGGCAGCCUGGCAGGCAGCACUGGCGUGCACGACACCGUCGUGAACCAGCUUCUGUCAAAAAUUGAUGGCGUGGAGCAGCUCAACAACAUCCUGGUCAUAGGCAUGACUAACAGACCUGACCUAAUAGAUGAAGCUCUCUUGAGGCCUGGAAGACUGGAAGUGAAGAUGGAGAUCGGUCUGCCGGAUGAGUCGGGUCGAGUCCAGAUCCUCAACAUCCACACGGCCAAGAUGAAGCAGGCAAAGAUGCUGGCGGCCGACGUGGACAUUAAGGAGCUAGCCGUGGAGACCAAGAACUUCAGCGGGGCGGAGCUGGAGGGGCUGGUCCGUGCGGCUCAGUCUACAGCCAUGAAUCGCCACAUUAAGGCCAGUACUCAGGUGGAAGUAGACAAUGAAAAGGCCCAGUCUCUCCAGGUUGGCCGUAGCGAUUUCUGGGCAUCGCUGGAGAAUGACAUUAAACCAGCUUUUGGCACCAACCAGGAGGACUAUUCCAGCUACAUCCUGAACGGCAUAGUGAAGUGGAGCAACGCUGUGUCCGACAUCCUGGGAGAUGGAGAACUCCUGGUGCAGCAGACCAAGAACAGCGAACGCACUCCGCUAGUGACUGCACUACUAGAGGGACCACCUCACAGUGGUAAAACUGCACUGGCUGCCCAGAUUGCUGAGGACUCUCAGUUCCCCUUCAUCAAAAUCUGCUCUCCUGAUAAGAUGAUAGGCUUCUCUGAGACCGCCAAGUGUCAAGCCAUCAAGAAGAUAUUCGACGACGCUUACAAGUCCCAGCUGAGCUGUGUGGUGGUGGACGAUAUCGAGCGGCUUCUGGAUUUUGUGCCCAUCGGUCCACGCUUCUCCAACUCAGUCCUGCAAGCUUUGCUGGUCCUCCUGAAGAAAGCGCCUCCUCGUGGCCGUAAGUUGCUGAUCCUGGGCACCACUAGUCGUAAGGAUGUACUGCAGGAGAUGGGCAUGUUGGAUGCCUUCAGCACCUCCAUCCACAUCCCCAACAUUGCCAGAGGAGAGCACCUCAUGGAGGCCCUGGAGUUGCUAGGAGGCUUCCAGGAAGAAGAACGUGCUCACAUUGCUAAGGCGGUCAAAUGCAAAGCCGUGUGGAUCGGUAUUAAGAAACUUCAGAUGCUCAUCGAGAUGUCCCUGCAGAUGCCCCCUCAGUACAAAGUUCAGAAGUUUUUGGCACUGCUGACAGAGGAAGGCGCGCUUGGUUCUGAUAAGCGUGUAGCUAUAUAGGCCCGACUGCUAGAGUGUACUCACACCCGUGCUGCUCAAGUUAGCAGGUGGAGGCAAGGAGCGCACCCAAGCUGAACAAGGCCGCUCCUCUCUUCCUCUGCGCACCUUCCCCCGUCCCCCGAUCAUUUCAGCCCCUUUGCACGCUGUGUGCCGCCGUGGCGACGACCUCACCGCCCCUUCCUGGUCGGCACUGGUCCUGCUCGCUCAGACAGGAGCUCCCAGUACGCAGUAUGCGAUCUUGCCCGUUAAAAGGCAUGCCCGUGAAUGGUGUGCGCAUACAUAUGAUGGCCCGUUGUGUCUAUGCAUUAACGUUCCUCUCCUUCCGCCUUCAGUCUGAUUGUGUGAGUACCGCAGUGGUUCAUGUUAGGUGUAAUCGUACUUUUAUUUUAGACUCACUGAUCCUUUCUCUGACCAAACUGUGUUCCAGGGGAUUCCAUUCUCAUUGUACCUUUAUUUUUGGUAAACAGUGUCUUGAAUUUCACUGUGAUGAUAUACUGUUUGGUUUUUUUGUUAUUAUUUUUUUUAAUUUACUAACACUUUGCUAAUAGAUGAGUGCUUGCACCUGUUUAAGGGAAAUUGUUCUUGCUUUACCCGUGAAUGUGUAAAGGCGUUACGUUUGAGCUCUGUGACGUCCACCUCACCCUGGCCCAAUGCUUGCUGAGUAAUGGCCAGAGGUAACAACACCUAAAAAACCUGCUGAGGAAUUGGAGCCACCGCGUGCAUGGGCUGCUACGCCACACAAGAGGCUGUUAGGCUGGGAAACACACAAAUUCCCCAUGGGCUGGCGGGACAGAAGAAGGAAAAGCUCUCUGACCUGCAGCUUCUGGGACUUUGCAUUGCUUAUUUAAGAAACACUUGGAUCUCUACAUGUGGGACUUGGGAAUUACGCAUAAUACACUUACGCAAUGAGAACUGUGCUGUUGAUGAGAGAUGAUUUCCCCCCUGAAAUUAAGUUAUGUGAUGCUGAUCAAACUUGAUUUUUGUACAAGCAUCCUGUUUAUUUUCAUUGGAAGUACAAUAUGUAUGGAACUUGAGGGUAAAUGCAUGAAUAUAUGCAUUAAAUAAACGAUUUGAAUCCUA
Electrophorus electricus (electric eel) is the source of this 3438-nucleotide messenger RNA. RefSeq names its product N-ethylmaleimide-sensitive factor b (gene nsfb). Gene Ontology annotation, cellular component: Golgi stack. The record is from RefSeq and is a predicted model, not a curated record. Lineage: Eukaryota; Metazoa; Chordata; Actinopteri; Gymnotiformes; Gymnotidae. Gene Ontology annotation, biological process: Golgi to plasma membrane protein transport; SNARE complex disassembly; intra-Golgi vesicle-mediated transport. Gene Ontology annotation, molecular function: ATP hydrolysis activity; ATP binding.